AUGCUGCUGGUCAAGUCUGCAGUGCCGCUCAAUCACGAGGCCAACCCUGUCGUCACCACAUCCAUCUCCUCCAUCGACAACAACGGCGCCGUCGUCACGUCCACCUUCAACAUCAGCGUCGCUGACAUCAACGAGCCGCCCACAGACGUGGUCGUGCACGCCAUCAACGACACGUCGCAGCAGCUGCUGCAGCAGUUCCUUGUGCCAGAGCAGCCAGCACAUGCCACAACAGCAGCGCAGCCGUGGCUGGUGGGCGCCGUGCGCGUGCUGGAUCCGGACACGGCCGACGCCACCGCAGACCCGCAUCCGUUUGUGUUUGACGUGUCCCCAGCCGGUAUUGCCUACAUUGAGAACCAGCAGCUGUUUGUCGACCGGUCGGCACUCGAUUUUGAGUCGCAGUCGUCCUUCGUCAUCAUUAACGUCACCGCGCGCGAUGCCCGCGACAGCUCCCUUGCCGUGUCACACCAGUUCACGCUGCUCGUGCAAGACUUGAACGAGUCGCCCUCAUCUGUCGUCCCCAACGGCGUGUCCUUCCAUCUCCGAGCAUGCGCUCCCGGGCACCGUGGCCGGCUCGCUCACCCGGGCGCGACGCUGAACUACGAGGUGCGGUCCGUGUUCGUUGUCACCGUCACCGCGACGGACCAAGGCGGCCUCUCCGCCACAUCGCAGAUCCUCGUGUCUGUGCAGGACAGGAACGACGCCCCGACAACGCCCACCAUCACCAGCAACAGGCUUCCCGAGAACACGACGGCGCUUCCGUUCGUCGUCGGCACGCUGCAGGCCACGGAUGAGGACGCGAGCCAGAUGCUCCAGUUUGCGAUUGACAGCAUCGAUCCGCCACACGUCGCGCCCGUGUUUGCGCUAGACGGUGCAGCACUCGUUUACGACAACACAGACAGCCCGGACGUUGUCGUGAGCCACGAGACGACGCCGACCAUUGCCUUCACCAUCACCGUGCAGGACUCGGGCGGCCCUGGGGACAACGACCCACCGCUCAGCACAACGACGGACAUUGUUGUUCGCGUGGUCGACAGCAACGACGCGCCACAGGGCUUGGUGCUCAUCAACGCAACAGCGGCCGUCCCGGAGAACGCAGUGGCCGGCACCUUCGUUGGCACGCUCGCGGUCACGGGCGAGGACAUGGGCGAGACCAUCACGUUUGAGAUUCUGCUUGGCGGUGAAUUCCUGGCCGUCGCCACCCCGCAGCCCACCGCCUGCUCCGGUGGUGCUGGCCUGUGCACUGCGGAUGUUCCACCGUACUUGCUGGAGCUCAGCACGAGCUCUGUUGCGGAGAACACGCCACCAGGCAUCCCCAUCGCUACCAUCGUUGCGUUUGAUGAGGACAGGAGCGGUGACGAGCACACGUGCCAGCUGCUCUUUGGCGGCGACAGCGCCUUGCUCUCCUUGUUGCCGCCCAACACACUCACCGUGGCCGCGGGUAUGACCGUCAACUUCGAGGAGCGCGCCUCGCUCACGUUUGCUGUGUGGUGCAGCGACGUCAACGACGGCACCGUGUUCGCGACAGCCAACCUCACCCUCGAUGUGGUGGACGUGCAGGAGCCACCCACGGCCGUCGUGUUUGCUGCGUCUGAGCCUGUGCCGGAGGUUCGCUCGCAGGCGAUUGUCCUUGGCACGCUGAGCACGAUUGACGAGGACGCGCAGGACAGCACCAUCUUUGUGCUCUCGGACAAUGACGGCGGGCGCCUGACCAUUGCGCAGACCAACGAGGUGGUCAUCUUGGCAGACGCACCACUCGACUUCGAAACACAGCCCGCCCGCACCUUCAACGUCACCGCAGUCGACCUCUCCGGCAUCCCUGUCUCCCGCCAGUUCACUUAUGAGGUUGCAGAUGUGAACGAGCCACCAACAGCACCCACCAUUACCCCAACUCUUGGAAACGGCGGUGACAAUAGCAGCGAUGUCACAAUCAUCCCCGUGCCCGAAACGACGGCUGUUGGAACCGUGAUUGCCACGCUCGCAUCCACAGACCCAGAAGGCACGCCCGUCAGCUUCGUUGUUGGCGGCCAAGACAGCGCGUUCGUAGCUGUGGACGGCGCCUCCAUCGUGCUCGCCACUCCCGUUAACUUUGAGGGAGGCAGCAGCAGCAGCAGCGACGCCAGGUUGUUCUUCUGGGCACGAGCCAGCGACGGCGUGAACGACUCGCCCACCACGCACGCUGGCAUCGCCAUUGGUGACGUGAACGAGGCCCCAUCGUCCAUUGUGGUGUCACCCACACGCGUGCCGGAGAAUGCGCUGCCGGGCGCGGUCACCCUGAGCGUCACCAUCACUGACCCAGACGAAGAUGACAGUGUCGUCAUCACCGGCAUUGCAACCGAUCCUGCCAACAUUAACAUCACCAUUCAGACGCAGCCGUCGUGUGUCAGCGUUUCACCACAGGAAGGCAACAACGGCACGCUUGCUGCUGGGUACACGGAGUGCAGUGGCGCUGUGCUGUCGCUGAACCAGCCCUUCAACUACGAGCAGCUUCCCUCCUUCGUGCUCACCUUGCACGCAGCCGUGCCUGCACUGUGA
Molecule: messenger RNA, 2532 nt
Organism: Salpingoeca rosetta
Lineage: Eukaryota; Choanoflagellata; Craspedida; Salpingoecidae
Exons: 3
Coding region: 1-2532 (843 amino acids)
Biological process (GO): homophilic cell-cell adhesion
Cellular component (GO): membrane
Molecular function (GO): calcium ion binding
Source: RefSeq, a predicted model, not a curated record